Molecule: messenger RNA, 276 nt
Organism: Cooperia oncophora
Lineage: Eukaryota; Metazoa; Nematoda; Chromadorea; Rhabditida; Trichostrongylidae
Source: the annotation of a GenBank genome assembly
AUGGUAUGCUUUUUCACCCCUCUUCUUGCCUUCACAUAUUUUCUGAAAUGGACCACUGCAUACAAAAUGGUCAUUUUUGUACCGGACGUCACAAACAGUCAGGUAAUCUUCAAUAAUCGAAUAGCGGAAACGCUUGCGAAAGCAGGUCAUGACGUCACAAUGGUGCUAAUCUCAGGAUUUGCUGACAGAGAUUCUAGUGAUGUGAAAAUGGUGGAGGGAGUCUCAGGUGAGUCGCGUCGCGCAUGUAUAAUCGCAGAUCGUAUACGUUUUCGCUGA